Messenger RNA from Ctenocephalides felis (cat flea), 1999 nucleotides. Its product is annotated as tyrosine-protein kinase Btk29A-like. Gene Ontology annotation, molecular function: protein binding; ATP binding; non-membrane spanning protein tyrosine kinase activity. The record is from RefSeq and is a predicted model, not a curated record. The transcript is spliced from 12 exons. Gene Ontology annotation, biological process: peptidyl-tyrosine autophosphorylation. NCBI's taxonomy places the organism in Eukaryota, Metazoa, Arthropoda, Insecta, Siphonaptera, Pulicidae. The coding region runs from base 214 to 1962 and encodes 582 amino acids.
AGGAAAGAAAGUCAUUGCACUAUUACAUUCUAUUUCUUCUUCUUUAUGAAUCAACUUGACGUAUUAAUAUUUAUAGAUUAUUAAAUAUCAUUUGUAUUAUUUUUUGGUUAUUUUUUAAUUUAAAUUAUUUGAGCGAAUGCGGUUUUUGUAAAAUAAUUUGUGUCGGUGCAAAAAGUUUUGUGCAAUAUGUGAUAAAAUUUUGAUAGCUGCAAAAUGUUGAUGGCAUUGGUUAGAUCAGCCACCGCGGCGCUGACAUCUCACGGCGGUCCCUCAAACUCUUCCUCUCGUAACGGCACAACCAGUGCUGCCAACAGCACUACAGCGUCUUCCGCCGUUAACAACGGCGCCCACAGUCCCUCUGCAACGGGCGUUGUCACCACCAGCGGUCACCACAAGGACAGCAGUCCCAACGGCAAACACAGCAAUGGACACGGCGCUGUCGUCGCUGGUUUGAGUCUGAAUCCGGCAGCCGGUGCCGGAAGUGUUGGUAAUACAGGGAGUGGCGCACACGGAUUGGUUGUUUCGCAGAGACCCGUUGGAGCCAUGGCGCCCGGGACGCCGAGUGCCAAAACUAAGGACAAAAUUAUGCUUCGUGCCAAAGUGGUUGUGGCUUUGUAUCCGUUCAAGGCUAUUGAAGGAGGGGAUUUGUCAUUAGAGAAGGGGGCAGAGUAUGAAGUAGUAGAUGACUCGCAAGAACAUUGGUGGAAAGUCAAAGAUAAUGCUGGUAACAUUGGAUACAUCCCGAGCAACUAUGUUAAAGAAAAGGAACUACUCGGUUUACAAAAAUAUGAAUGGUAUGUUGGAGACAUGUCCAGGCAACGAGCGGAAUCGUUACUCAAACAAGAGGACAAAGAAGGUUGUUUUGUUGUAAGAAAUUCUUCGACUAAAGGCCUCUAUACACUCUCGCUUUAUACCAAAGUUCCACACCCGCACGUCAAACAUUACCACAUCAAACAGCAGCAGCCAAACAAAUCGGGCAGUGGAGGAGGUGCAGGAGGUGAAUUAUAUUAUCUCUCUGAAAAACAUUGUUGUGCAAGCAUCCCGGAAUUGGUUAAUUAUCAUCGGCACAACAGUGGAGGAUUGGCAAGCAGACUUAAGGCGUCGCCUUGUGAUAGACCGGCACCACCUACUGCUGGUCUCAGUCAUGAUAAAUGGGAAAUCGAUCCAGCAGAGCUGAUGUUGCUUGAAGAAUUAGGUUCUGGCCAAUUUGGCGUUGUCCGUAAAGGUAAAUGGCGCGGAUCCAUCGAUACAGCUGUUAAAAUGAUGAAAGAAGGAACAAUGUCUGAAGAUGACUUCAUUGAGGAAGCCAAAGUCAUGACUAAAUUGCAACAUCAGAACCUAGUGCAACUGUACGGAGUGUGCACAAAGCACCGUCCAAUUUAUAUUGUGACUGAAUACAUGCGUCAUGGUUCCUUGCUCAACCAUUUGAGACGUCACGAACUUGCUCUGGCUGGAAACAGUGCCAUGUUGCUUGAUAUGUGCAUACAGAUUUGCAAAGGUAUGUCCUACCUAGAACGGCACAAUUAUAUCCAUCGCGACUUGGCGGCUCGUAACUGUCUCGUUGGUUCUGAAAAUACAGUAAAAGUAGCAGAUUUUGGUUUGGCUCGUUACGUUCUGGAUGACCAGUAUACGUCAUCAGGUGGUACCAAGUUUCCUAUAAAAUGGGCGCCUCCUGAAGUUCUUAAUUACACCAGGUUUAGCUCCAAGAGUGAUGUGUGGGCUUAUGGAGUUUUGAUGUGGGAAGUCUUUACUUGUGGAAAGAUGCCUUAUGGUCGUUUGAAGAAUACUGAAGUCGUAGAACGUGUACAACGUGGAAUUGUUCUUGAGAGACCUAAAGGCUGUGCGAAAGAAGUUUAUGAAAUAAUGCGCGCCUGCUGGUCCCACAGCCCAGAUGACCGUCCUUCAUUCAGAUCGUUGAAAGAACAAUUACAUUCUGUCUCUCAAAACCUAAUGCAAGAUUGACUGAUUGACAGUUCCAACUUCAACAUUCCAUCUCAAC